This is a messenger RNA of Leptonychotes weddellii (Weddell seal), 2654 nucleotides long. NCBI's taxonomy places the organism in Eukaryota, Metazoa, Chordata, Mammalia, Carnivora, Phocidae. The record is from RefSeq and is a predicted model, not a curated record.
GGGCGGGGCCGCGGAGGAGCCGGUGGCGGCGGAGGACGCCCCCGGGGCCGCGACUCGCUCCCCUCGGGGUCUCUGGCGGACCUCGCCAAGGUACCGGCGGCCCGAGGGCUUUCGCACGCAGCCAUGGGCGGCGUCGGGGAGCCCGGCGAGGGACCCGCGCAGCCGGGGGCGCCGCUGCCCACCUUCCGCUGGGAGCAGAUCCGCCAGCACAACCUGCCGGGCGACAAGUGGCUGGUCAUCGAGCGUCGCGUCUACGACAUCAGCCGCUGGGCACAGCGGCACCCGGGGGGCAGCCGCCUCAUUGGCCACCACGGCGCGGAGGACGCCACGGAUGCCUUCCACGCCUUCCACCAGGACCUCAAUUUCGUGCGCAAGUUCCUGCAGCCCCUGCUGAUUGGAGAGCUGGCCCCGGAGGAGCCCAGUCAGGAUGGACCCCAGGACGCCCAGCUGGUCGAGGACUUCCGCGCCCUGCGCCAGGCGGCUGAGGACAUGAAGCUGUUUGAGGCCAAGCCCGCCUUCUUCGCUCUCCUGCUGGGCCACAUCCUGGCCAUGGAGGUGCUCGCUUGGCUCCUCAUCUACCUCUUCGGCCCGGGCUGGGUGCCCAGCACCCUUGCCGCCCUUGUCUUGGCCACCUCCCAGGCUCAGUGCUGGUGUCUGCAGCAUGACCUGGGCCAUACCUCGGUCUUCAGGAAGUCCCAGUGGAACCACGUGGCCCAGCAGUUUGUGAUGGGGCAGCUGAAGGGCUUCUCAGCCCACUGGUGGAACUUCCGCCAUUUCCAGCACCACGCCAAGCCCAACAUCUUCCACAAAGACCCAGACGUGACCGUGGCACCCAUCUUCCUCCUGGGGGAGUCGUCCAUUGAGUACGGCAAGAAGAAGCGUCGCUACUUACCCUACAACCACCAGCAUCUGUACUUCUUCCUGAUCGGCCCACCGCUGCUCACGCUGGUGAACUUUGAAGUGGAAAAUCUGGCCUACAUGCUGGUGUGCAUGCAGUGGGCGGACUUGCUCUGGGCCGCCAGCUUCUACUCGCGCUUCUUCCUGUGCUACAGUCCCUUCUAUGGCCUCCCUGGGGCCCUGCUCCUCUUUGUCGCUGUCAGGGUCCUGGAGAGUCACUGGUUCGUGUGGAUCACGCAGAUGAACCACAUCCCCAAGGAGAUCGGCCACGAGAAGCACCGGGACUGGGCCAGCUCUCAGCUGGCAGCCACCUGCAACGUGGAACCCUCGCUCUUCACUGACUGGUUCAGCGGGCACCUCAACUUCCAGAUUGAGCACCACCUCUUCCCCACGAUGCCAAGGCACAACUACCGCAGGGUGGCCCCGCUGGUCAAGGCCCUGUGUGCCAAGCAUGGCCUCAACUACGAAGUGAAGCCCUUCCUCACCGCCCUGGUGGACAUCAUUGGAUCCCUGAAGAAGUCUGGCGACGUCUGGCUGGAAGCCUACCUCCACCAGAGGUCUCUUCCGGAGUCCUGGAACAAAAACCUAGGCAGUGUGGGCCAGGGGUGUAAAAGGAGAGAAGGACGGGCCUUGGCGGAGCCUCCAAGAAACCCCCGAUCCCUGCUUGAUGGUCUGCACAUAGUCUUGGGCGCAGAGGAAAAGCAGAAAGGCUGUGGGCAGCCAGGACUUGCUGAUUUGUUCCUUCAGUCAACCAGCAUUUACGGAGUCUCCCGUGGUCAGCCCGGGCAGAUGGUGGGAAAGGAGAUUCACAAGAACCAGACCUGCCGGUGUCAGACCAGGGGCUUUGUGAGAAGCUGCAUCCUGUCCAGAGUGACGCACCUCUCCAGGGACGUUGCAGCUAGGACAGCUGAGGAGUCCUGAUUGGCCCAAGGCACUAUCUCCUGAGCAGUGAUCGGUGACUCCCAAAGGCAAUUGGAGCCCAGGGCUGCCACCUCCACCCUGCCCCUUGUCACCAAAGGCCUCCUCUCUCCUCCCAACGGACCAAGAGGGUUUCUGAGUGGCCCACCGGACGCCUAAGGAACUUGCCAGGGCACUGACCACCGCUGCGGCUCCAGGUCCACGCACAGCCCAGGCUGCUGGGCCAGCCCCUCCUCGGGGCCCAGCGCCCUGCACGUGCCCAGGCCACCCACCAAGCUGAGCAGGCUCUCAGCCCCCCAGGGACUCCUUCCACCAUCUCUGCCCCCUUUGGCCAGCUGCUGGGCCUCUUGGGAGUGGUCUGACAUUUGACAUGAUGGUGUUGGGGGACGUCUUGUUCUGGGAAACAGCCCUUGCCUUGAGGGAGUGGAGGGGAUGGCCAGGCAGAGUGCGGGGUGAGGAGCAGGGAUCCAGCUGCUGCCACCAUGUGGCCCCUGGCCAGUUCUUGCCCUUCUGGUCCCAGCCUCCACCGAGAAUGGAAGCUUCGGGUCUUGUGAUCACUCAGGACCACCCAUGUCAGGGACUCAUGACUUUGGGAUGGGGCGCGAGGGUGGGGAAACCCAUGACUCUGUGUUGGGCAAGAGCCUCCACAGAGUUUGGGGACAGGAGAAACAAUUAAGCAGAGAGCAGGUAUGGGUGUCCCCAACUUCGUGCCGCCAGGGUAAGAAUACUUGAGCACAAAGACGGUGUGGGGGGAAAAAGCCACAGCGAGGGGCGCCUGGGUGGCUCAGUCGUUAAGCGUCUGCCUUCGGCUCAGGUCGUGAUCUCAGGGUCCUGGGAUC